Molecule: messenger RNA, 411 nt
Organism: Hibiscus syriacus
Lineage: Eukaryota; Viridiplantae; Streptophyta; Magnoliopsida; Malvales; Malvaceae
Product: stigma-specific STIG1-like protein 1
Exons: 1
Coding region: 1-411 (136 amino acids)
Source: RefSeq, a predicted model, not a curated record
AUGAAAGCUCUCUUAGUGUUUGCCUUGUUCAUGGCCUUGGUCACCACCAAUCUCUCAGCCGCCGAUGAAUCUUUGUUAGUUGACAAUAACGAUGAUCGUAGCCGAGUCGGACCACCUUCUAGGAGCCGGUUUCUUGCUCGGAAACAUCGGGGAGCGAUGACAUGUAAUGAAUACCCGAGAGUGUGCGGUGUGGUGGGCAGCCCGGGGCCUGAUUGCUGCAAGAGAAGAUGCGUGAAUGUGGAGAAGGACAGGCUUAACUGCGGGAAGUGUGGUAGGAAGUGCAAGCACACGGAGAUUUGCUGCAACGGGAACUGUGUGAAUCCCAUGUCUGACAAAUGGCACUGUGGGGGUUGCAACAACGGCUGUGACAAAGGAAGUAAAUGUUUGUUCGGGAUGUGCAGCUAUGCGUAG